Cercopithifilaria johnstoni is the source of this 1116-nucleotide messenger RNA. NCBI's taxonomy places the organism in Eukaryota, Metazoa, Nematoda, Chromadorea, Rhabditida, Onchocercidae. The record is from the annotation of a GenBank genome assembly.
AUGUCACAUCAUUGCAAGAUCAAUAAUUAUAAACUACGCAAUACAUUAUGUUUACCGAUUCAACAUCAUUUGGAUAAGAAUUUGGAAAGUAGCGAUGAAUAUGAAUGCGCAAUCCAACAGCAACAAGGAUCGAUCGCUGACAAUCGAACUUUCAUUAUCAGUGACCCGCAACACUGUUCGGUCUCUGCGACACUUUCACUGGGCAGACCAAAAAAAUUAUUCAUCAGCAAGGGGAAAAUAACGGAGAAAAGUGUAGCAGAAGCGACAUUCCAAGCAUCAGCAACAACGAUUACAUCAAAUGAACAGAAUUUAAAUAAUCCUAAAGAAAUCUCAAUAUUUCCUCCGACUAAAAUAGAUCAAAAAUCACCAGUAGCUAAUUUUGAAACAAAAGCAAUUUCUCCAUCAGGAAAUCAUCAUUUUCGGGAUUCUAUCAAAACUAACAAUAACAAUAUUCUUUCACAACAACGCUCCAAAAUUAUUCCAUUUUAUCCGACAUCAAAUGAAAAUGUUGCAACAGAUUCUGUAGCAAAAUAUCCAGAUACUAAUGAUACAUCUGAGAUUAUCAUUGAUGUUCCACAUCCUGAUUCACCACAUUCAACGCUAAAUUCACAUGGUUCUGGUGGCUAUCGUGGUGAUUGUUCCUCAGUUAACAGUUUACAUUCAAUGACAGAAUAUAAAGAUGGAAUAAAUCGAAGACAAAAUAACAUUAAUGAAUUUCGUGAAUCUCUUAGUAGUCGGCUUAGUCGUGGAUUUCUUGAAUUUACUCAGGGUAGCAGUGAUAGAUUACAAAAAUGGAAAAAUAAAUUGCAAAAUGGUCGGCGACACAAAGAUUCAAGCGAACCACCACCUAUCAACAGGAAAAUGCUGAUAGCAGGUCAAGAACAAAAUGGUCAUUUAUCAGACGUUGAUGUGGUACUUGACUGGGCAAUACCCAAAUGUGAUUCCUCUGACCAGAUACACAAGCCUAAAUUUUUAUCAAUGGGAUCAGCUUUUACUUUGAAAGUAAAUCAACCAAACAUGUUACCGCCAUUACGAUCAGCUAGUGAUUUUUUCCCGAUAAGCGAGAACACCACCAAAGAAUAUGUUAUGUUUGAUGAUUGGAAAAACGGUAGGUAA